UUAUGCCCAACAGCCACCGCCUUGCGUCUCUCUAACUCCUCACGCUUCCCAUCCAUCUCGGCGCCGGUUAGUUUUACCCCUGCUGCUGCUGCGGCGGCGGAAGCGACGACGACUAGAUCGGGUCCGAUCCAACCAUGACGCUUGCUACUCAAGUGGUCCGUCACUCGCGCAAGUUAAAGGGUGCUCAAAAUAUUAUACUGAAGGAGCCUGCUAUUCUUGCACAUCCUUUCUCUAAAGAUAUAUCAAGGAGUUAUAAUGGUACUGAAGGAAAAUAUCUAGAUUUGAAGCCUUAUGAGUUUUGCACUAAAAGCAGCAAUGCCACUGGUGAAGGAAAUGCAUUUUCUUCAGAAUUACUUGGGAACAACCAUUCCAGAAAAGGACCUGCCAAGAGUCUUCCUUUUUUUGGCAUGAGAUUCAGCCAUACUUUUUCCUAUAUGCAGGCCAAUCCAAGGAGACUUUUCUCAACCAAUACAGAUUUACCACCACACCAGGCAAUUGGGAUGCCAUCCCUUUCACCCACCAUGACUGAGGGCAACAUUGCAAGGUGGCUAAAGAAAGAAGGCGACAAAGUUUCUCCAGGUGAUGUUCUCUGUGAGGUGGAAACUGACAAGGCUACAGUGGAAAUGGAGUGCAUGGAAGAAGGAUAUCUUGCCAAGAUAAUACAUGGAGAUGGGUCCAAAGAGAUAAAAGUUGGUGAGACCAUUGCUAUAACUGUGGAGGAAGAGGGAGAUAUUGAGAAAUUUAAAGAUUACAAGGUUUCUGAAUCUUCUGGUCCUACUGAAGUUCAGCCACCAUCUGAACCUGCACAAUCUAAAAAGGAGGAAGUCCCUACCAAAACUGAUGAACCAAAAGCUGCAAAGACUGAUAAAGUUUCUCAUCAUGAACACCGGAUCUUCUCUAGUCCCCUUGCAAGAAAGUUGGCGGGGGACAACAAUGUAUCUCUUUCAAGCAUUAAAGGUACUGGCCCUGAUGGUAGGAUUUUGAAGGCAGAUGUGGAAGAUUACUUGGCUUCUCAGACAAAGGGUGUCCCUGCACCUGUGAAGGCAAAGGAAUCCAUAGGUGCUCAAGCAUUAGGUUAUGUGGACAUUCCAAAUUCACAGAUAAGAAAAGUUACUGCUUCUCGCUUGCUUCUCUCCAAACAAACUAUUCCUCAUUAUUAUUUAACAAUAGACACCCGUGUCGACAAACUUAUAGAAUUGCGGAAAGAACUUAAUUCUCUCCAAGAGGUUUCUGGUGGUAAAAGACUAUCAAUCAAUGACCUUGUCAUAAAGGCAACUGCUUUGGCUCUUCGCAAAAUUCCUCAGUGUAACAGCUCCUGGAUGAAUGACUUCAUACGACAGUACCACAAUGUUAACAUCAAUGUUGCAGUUCAAACAGAUAAUGGGUUGUUUGUUCCAGUUAUCAAGGAUGCAGACAAGAAGGGACUGGCAACAAUUGCAGAGGAAGUGAAAGUGUUGGCUCAGAAGGCAAAAGAAAAUAGCUUGAAACCAGAAGACUACGAGGGUGGUACAUUUGCUGUUUCAAAUCUGGGAGGCCCUUUUGGUAUCAAACAGUUCUGUGCCAUCAUCAAUCCACCCCAAUCAGCCAUUUUGGCUGUUGGAUCUGCUGAGAGACGAGUGCUUCCUGGCAGUGCUCCUGACCAAUUUGAAUUUGGCAACUUCAUGUCUGUCACACUGAGUUGCGAUCACAGAGUGAUCGAUGGUGCUGUGGGUGCAGAGUGGUUGAGAGCUUUCAAAAACUACAUUGAGAAUCCACAAUCCAUGUUGCUGUGAAGCAAAUCUGAAUGGAGCAUUUUUGUACGAUUCGACAAAGCGGCUCCCGAGGCUCUCCAGUUCUUUUGUUUAUUUCUUUCCCUUCCUUCCCUUCAAAAUGGUUGGGAUGAAUCAACUAGGCUUUUUUUUUAUGACAACCUGUUGAUUAUUGAACUUUUAAAAGGUUGCCAGAUUUUUUUUUCAAUAAGACAAAUCAACUGAAAAUCACCCAAACGGGUAUUGAAGCCACACAUAGUGGUCAACAAUAACUUGCAUCACUUGCUUAAGUUCAAUUCAAUGAGCUAUUCUUGUGAUUUUACUUCAA
This is a messenger RNA of Zingiber officinale, 2076 nucleotides long. Its product is annotated as dihydrolipoyllysine-residue acetyltransferase component 3 of pyruvate dehydrogenase complex, mitochondrial-like. Gene Ontology annotation, cellular component: pyruvate dehydrogenase complex. The record is from RefSeq and is a predicted model, not a curated record. Bases 135 to 1772 code for a protein of 545 amino acids. Gene Ontology annotation, biological process: pyruvate decarboxylation to acetyl-CoA. NCBI's taxonomy places the organism in Eukaryota, Viridiplantae, Streptophyta, Magnoliopsida, Zingiberales, Zingiberaceae. The transcript has 20 exons. Gene Ontology annotation, molecular function: dihydrolipoyllysine-residue acetyltransferase activity.